UUUGCACAUGCUUGGUGUCCUCGUAUCUACCCGAAAACUAUCUGCGAGGCCUGGCAAAGCGGCCGAAUGCUCGCCUCGCCUUGUGUUGAAAAUCCACGACGACGCGUCUUGGAUUUUCUCACAACAAUCGUGGCUUCCGUAUCAGAGCAUGAAGCAGCAGCAGCAGCGGCUCUACCCUUUGUGGCCGAGUUUAUGCCCAGCUUCAUUCUUCACUACCAGCGAGAGGACGGAGGUCCGUGGUACGAGCACAGGACACGAACUUCGGAAAGGGUAAGCCCUUGUUCAUAA
Molecule: messenger RNA, 288 nt
Organism: Mesocestoides corti
Lineage: Eukaryota; Metazoa; Platyhelminthes; Cestoda; Cyclophyllidea; Mesocestoididae
Source: the annotation of a GenBank genome assembly